AUGGUUGAAUGUAGUCUUGAUGAAGUUCGUCAAUGGAAAGGAGAAUGGAAUGAAGCACGGAAAUAUUAUGAUCGUGCCUAUGAUCGAAUGAUAAAUUCUCAACCAGCACAGAACAACGACUUAGCUUAUGUACUCUUCAGAACAGGUGAAAUUCUCCAUGUCGACGGAACAUACGAAGAAGCUCAUGAUUAUUUUAUGGACGAACAUUGGCAAUGCGAAAGGAAAAUUAUUCAUCUUUUACGUUCAAGAGAUCAUCUGCAUCAAAUCGUCAACUGA
Molecule: messenger RNA, 276 nt
Organism: Rotaria socialis
Lineage: Eukaryota; Metazoa; Rotifera; Eurotatoria; Philodinida; Philodinidae
Source: the annotation of a GenBank genome assembly